Messenger RNA from Falco peregrinus (peregrine falcon), 3307 nucleotides. Its product is annotated as poly(A) RNA polymerase GLD2-like. The record is from RefSeq and is a predicted model, not a curated record. NCBI's taxonomy places the organism in Eukaryota, Metazoa, Chordata, Aves, Falconiformes, Falconidae. Gene Ontology annotation, cellular component: cytosol. The transcript has 16 exons. The annotation marks the transcript as partial. Gene Ontology annotation, molecular function: poly(A) RNA polymerase activity.
AAGGUUACAUGUUCACUUCAAGUAGAAAGGAGCGUGUUCCCAAAUUCUUCCAACUUGGGUUGUCCACCCUUCCCUCCAAAACAUCAGCAGCGAAGUAAUUUCUUCAAUAAGCUUCCUCUAAAUAUACCACCUACUCUUCUUUCUCACCAGCAAAUUAUUGAUGUUCAUGUUAAUAAUCCACGUCUUUCCAGGGCUCUGAGUGGGAACCGUGCAAUUAUUCCAGAUGUUACGCUGCAGCCACUGACUUAUGGAAAUGGCAUUCCAGUAUGUAUUUCUGCAGCCCCCGUGUCAUUCCGAGGAAGAAAGAGACCAAGUGAACAAAGUGUUCCAUAUGAUGUCAAACGACAGCGGUUUCAUUCACUUCAUCAUGAAACAACUGUAGUUAACCAAGCAGUACAUUUACCAGAACAACAUCAGUAUUCCUUCCCAGAUUCAAUUCGGUCUCCACUGUUCCAUGUGCAUUACAUACCAGAUUUAACUGGAUGUGUCCCUCUGUUGCAAGAUACUUCAUUUCCAGAAACCAUGCUCCCUGUGGCAAAAGAUAAGCUAAGUUGGCAGGUUUUGGAGUUGUUUCAAGCAUGUCAGCAACAGACCUGUGACUUGAACAGAAAAGAACUUUGCAGAACAGAACUCCAGAGAGAAAUUCGGCUUAUUUUUCCACAGAGCAGACUCUUUUUGGUUGGGUCCUCACUGAAUGGGUUUGGCACUCGUAGCAGUGAUGGUGACUUGUGCUUGGUUGUUAAAGAAAAACCAGUAAAUCAGAAGACUGAAGCAAGGCAUAUACUCCUCUUAAUCCAAAAACUGUUCACUACUAAACUUUCAAGCUACAUUGAACGACCUCAGCUGAUUCGAGCAAAAGUGCCAAUAGUGAAGUUCAGGGAUAAAGUCAGCUGUGUGGAGUUUGACUUGAAUGUAAACAAUGUCAUAGGAAUAAGAAAUACAUUCCUUCUGAGAACCUAUGCAUACAUUGAGAAUAGAGUUAGUCCAUUAGUACUGGUGGUUAAGAAGUGGGCAAGUUAUCAUGACAUAAAUGAUGCCAGUCGUGGUACUUUAAGCAGCUAUAGUCUUGUGCUGAUGGUUUUGCACUAUUUACAGAGUAAUUUGUCCCUACCUGAACCUAUCCUUCCAUUUCUCCAAAAAAAUUACCCAAUAAGUGAAUGUUUUAAUCCUACUAUGCAGUUGCAUCUUGUUCAUAAAGUUCCACGUACCAUUCCUCAUUAUCUCUCAAAAAAUGGAUCAAGCCUUGGAGAUUUGCUAAUAGGCUUCUUCAAAUAUUAUGCCACAGAAUUUGAUUGGAACCAUCAAAUUAUUUCAGUUCGUGAGGCCAAAGCUGUUCCAUGACCUGAUGGUUUUGAAUGGAGAAACAAAUUUAUUUGUGUAGAAGAGCCCUUUGAUGGGACAAACACUGCUAGAGCUGUACAUGAAAAACAGAAGUUUGAUAUUAUCAAAGAUGAGUUUCUGAAGUUUUGGCAGAUAUUACAAGACGACAAAGACCUGAACUGUAUAUUACCUUUAAGAAUAACCAUACGGAAAAGACAACCAACUUCUUCCAUUUUCUUCUUAUUGGAUCCUGCUGAAAUAAAGAAACAGUAUCAAAAUCAAGAUGCAGUUGCUCCAUGGCUUUUAUGGGGAAAAACGUCAUAAACUUUUGUUAAGGAAAUGUUUAUAGAAAUGAUUGCAUAUUUUAUUAUUGACGUUUGUUAAUACAGGUGUUCAUUCAAAGUUAUGUGUUUUCUGAAAAAGCUUGAAUUGUUGAUUUCUAGAAGAAACUGUUGUGACUCAAAACAGCAGACCACAAGAAUAAAUCUGUUUUAAAGAAAGCAUGGGAAUAUACUAACUUGUUUCUGUGUAAUCAUUAAUUCAGACACAUUUAACCACAAAAUGAAGAAUUUCAGAGCUAAACAGUGUGUCUGUCUGACUGUAUCCUUAAGGCAUUACACACAGAACACACUACUUGAUGAACAGACAGCCCACGCUUUAUAUCUGCUUAAUGCAGUACACACUUUUACUCAACUUGGCAUUUUCCAGUUUUAUUUACCUUUUAUGUGGAACAACAAGCAAAACCUUAUGAAAAUUAAGCUAGAUUAUAGUUGGUAGUGUUCUGGAUACCAAGAACUGUAAUCUAAACUGGAAUUUUCAAGCAGCAGUUCUACUACAAAGAAGUUGAAAUAAAAAAAGGACAAAUCAAUAUAUGUAAAUGCUUCAUGUUCACACAGAGCAGGUAAGAUACUUUUAGUGCUUCCUUUUACAUAUUCAAAGUAGUGAUAUCUAUUUUAAGGAAGAGGGGGGGAGAAACCCCAAAAAAAGCCACAACCCUACCACUGCUACAAUAAGCUGAGCUUGUAUCUUGAUUUUGUGUAAAUAUUUGUAAAUUGGUUAGCUACAGUAAAUUGAAAAGCUAAAUUUUUCAAGAUUACAUAUUUAAAUUCAAAAUAUGUUGAUAUUUUAGACCUGCUGUAGCACAGUUUGUGCCUUGUGUAUUUGUUAUUGAAGACCAAUUAAUUGUUAAAACUGUACUUAUUGUUGAUGUCAAAUCCAUAUUUUCAAUUUUUGUUUAAGAUCUUUGAUGUUCAGUGGAAUAAAGUGCAUAUAUGGAAAAUACACCUUCUUUUUCCAGUUUUAUAUUAUUUUGUACUGGAUAUUUAUAACAUUUCCUCUAAGUAGAAAAGAAAGUGGUAUGUAAAGAUAAGGCCCCUAUUGCAAAUCAUAAACUUCUAUAUGGCUAUUCUGUGCUGCAUAUAUAUACAGGUACGUUACAUAUAUUGCUAUUUCUAACUAUAUUGUGAAAACCCUUAACUGUAAAAUAACAAGCAUUAUCUCUUUUUUGUGCAUACUUUAAGUUCUAAUUUAUUUCAAGUUUUACUGUUUAGAAGUUCUAGGAACUGUAAGCUAUUUGUCUGCUGUGAGGUUACUUAUUACUUCAUGAUCUAGCCUAAGAUUUUUGGCUUGCUUCUUAAAACAGCUUCCUUCUGCAUAUUAAACAGUUUUAAUCUGACUAACAGCCUACUAAAAUGUUCUCCCUUCGUAUAUGUCCCCCCUCCCUGUCUCUCACCUUUAGAAGGUAGUAGAUUUGGUCUUGGUGAAACAUUCACUUUGUCCUGCUUUAUGUAAAAUGCAACCAAAAGCAUUUAGUACAGGAUGAUGUCUGCAUUAAAAAAUGUUCUACAUGGAUUUUGGGGAGAGGGCUGUUUUUUUGUUUUGGUUUUGUGGGGUUUUUUUUAAAGAUGCUGGCUAUUUCUUUGUCUACAAAAUGUAAAACUUUCCCUACAUAGGACAGCUAAUAAGGGACCUACAUGUUUGAACUUGG